This is a messenger RNA of Medicago truncatula (barrel medic), 878 nucleotides long. RefSeq names its product protein yippee-like At5g53940. The coding region runs from base 116 to 505 and encodes 129 amino acids. The record is from RefSeq and is a predicted model, not a curated record. The transcript has 5 exons. Lineage: Eukaryota; Viridiplantae; Streptophyta; Magnoliopsida; Fabales; Fabaceae.
GAUAUAGUAAUAGUAAUAGUAAUACUGCCUGCCCCUAGUUCAUCUUAAUCUCUUUCAUUACCUUUUAUGAAUCUUGAGGAAGUUAAGAAGAGUGAGCAGUGACAUUAAUCAAUCAAUGGGAAGAAUCUUUGCAGUUGAGCUGGAUGGCAGAGUUUACGGCUGCAAGUCCUGCAAUACUCACCUUGCUCUUUCCACUGAUCUCAUCUCCAGGGGAUUUUAUUGUCAUAGAGGAAAAGCAUACCUUUUCAAUAAUGUUGUGAACUUCACCAGUGGAGAAGUGGUGGAAAGAAUGAUGCUUUCAGGGAUGCAUACUGUCGCAGAUAUAUUUUGUUGUCGCUGCGGGCAGAUAAUUGGCUGGAAAUACGAAACUGUGCAGGAGAAAAGCCAGAAGUACAAAGAGGGAAAGUUUGUUCUUGAAAGAGGAAGGAUCGUUGAUGAAAUCGGUUUCUCCACUGAAUUCUGUGUUGAAGGCUGUGUCAGCAUGAGUGAUACUGAAGAUGAUUAGGCCUAUUAAAAUCUUUUGUAUUUGUUGGAUCAGGUGAAAGAAGAGCUGUUGUGUUAUGUGAAAAAUAUGAUAGAACCUUGAAAAUGUUCAGAAUCAGAACCAAUUUGUUUUGCUAUUUCAUUUUAGUAUUAGAAGAUAAAAUAUAAAAUAAUAAGUAAAAAUUUCAAUGACGUCUGUAAUUCGUGUAUCAAAAGGAGAUGGAACCGUCGGUUUCCUCUGAGGUCACUUGGUUGCAAGAUUCACUCUUCAACAUUGUGGUUCUCGAUUUGAGAUAUAGCCGAGAUGGCUAAGGAGAUGGAACCAUUUUUUUUGGACAAGACCUGGCUCUUUUCACACAGGGACAGAACUAGAUAACAUGGAGAUGAUUACUACA